Molecule: messenger RNA, 2586 nt
Organism: Cylindrotheca closterium
Lineage: Eukaryota; Bacillariophyta; Bacillariophyceae; Bacillariales; Bacillariaceae
Source: the annotation of a GenBank genome assembly
AUGGAGUGGUGGAGCAUUCCAAAAGCCGUGUCUGAUGAUGAGGAUGGCGCACAAGAGCAAGCUGAAGGCUCUGAGCAGAAAGAUGAAACGGAAAUGAGUCCGCAGGAGCAGGAAAAGAUGAAGAAAAUUCGUGAACUAGUGACGAAAAAGUUAUUGACUGCUCCAGCAUUUGACGAAAAUACCGUCGGCGCCACCGUGGACCAGAUCAUGAAGCUGCCUAAGCGUCAAAUCCAAGCGUUGCUGCAAAACCCCCUUCCUGAAGUGUUGACUAAACCAAAGGAAGACAAUCCUGAAGUUAGUGAAAGUGAAGCCGGUCAUUUGGACGAGUCUGAAGUUGACAUUGUUGCAGAAGACGAGGAAAACGAUGAAACCGAAGUAGACGAGGAAGCUGAUGGGGCUGAAAAUGAUGUGGACGAUACUGAAGUUGAUGAGACGGAAAAUGAUGCGGAUGAUACCGAAGUUGACGACUCUGAAGUUGACAUUAGUGCUGAAGUUGAAGAAUCUGAGAAAGAUGACGAAGACAAUGAAAUUGAAGAAAAUGAGAAAGAUGAAGACGACGACGCAUCCGCUGCUUCCGCAGAGGUUUCAAGGUCAUCUUCCUCAUCCUCUUCUUCGUCUGAAGCUCCCAGUUCCUCGGAUGAUGGGUUUCAAAAGGUGAUUGCAAUUCCCAACACAUUGGAUCGACCACACACCUCUCCUGCAAAUAUUGCUGAGAUGGAAGAAAAUGAGGAUAAAUCGUGCCCUAUUUGUUUGGCAGAUCCAGACACAAUGGCCAGAGGACCAUGCGGUCAUUCCUUUUGUGUCCCAUGUAUGGAACGUGUGGUCAAUGCAUAUGGGGAGGAGACUCGGUGGCCUCCACUAUCCGUUUCAGAUGCUCAUUUGGAUGCUCCGACACUAGGACGUUGUCCUAUUUGUCGAACCAGCCUUUCGCUUUUUGAAAUUUCAUUGAGGGAAACUGGGGAACUCUUGCAUCCUCCCGACAAGAAAUACUACGAACGUUCUGAUUUCCCAUUGAAGCAUCAAGUAUACCAUCCAUAUCGGGGCAAGAUUGGACAACUCAGUUUUCAUUGGGACUGGGCGAGACUCAAGAAUAAAAAGACAGAGAAUACUCCUUUUCUGAACAUCUAUCGGUCGAUUCAAUCGCAUCCAGAAAGAUGGGUCCUUGCCAAUGGUGAGAUGGCGCAAAAGGUAGUCUUCUUCGAACCCGACUCGUGUCACUUCCAUAUGCCUUCUCGAACCUUUCAUGGAAAGAUCAAGUGGCCUUCUCGAUUGAGAGGAGCCUACGAGUGGGAUGUCGUUCUUGGAUUCCAUUCUUCCUAUCGCUUUCUAAGUGGUGGCCGGGUGUACAUGAAACGGGACUGGCCCAGCGCAUUAACACCCUCCAGCGUCAAGAAAUUGGAAAAGGAGCAGCAAGAGUUAGCAGGCUAUCCACUAGAUGGACGAUGGACGGUCACAUGGAGAAAAAAGAAGCGCCAUCCACUGGACAAGAAUGGUGAACUGCAAACCAUGGAUAUCACUGUUGCUUCCAAUGCCUAUGUUCAGGGUGCCUAUACUUUCUAUCUAGACUUUAGUGAUGAUCCAAAUACUCCCAAAAUUGCGUGGCCCAAGUCAGAUCAUUAUCAGCGGGCUCUUUUGGGUUACAUUGAUUUUGACAAUGUCCCACUGGGCGUCGAAGUUGGCCACAAGAUUGUCUGGGAAACCACCAGUCAACACUUUGAGGAAUUGAUUUGGACACGUCAAACCAUUGGCAAGAUUCCAAUACCACGGGUGAUUGUAUUUGGUUCGGGACAAGAUAAAAUGCUUUACCAACAGUAUCAAGAAGAUGGAAGCGAUGUAUCAACUGGAAUCCCAAAAUACAAUGGGACUUCGUUGUGGGGCAAUGUCUUUUGCAAGAGACUUUACACGGGAAGCGCAUCCUAUCACUUUUUGAGUCCUGAAAAUUCAUAUGUGUCCUAUGAGCAUCCUUCGUGUAGCUCCCUGCCUUCUCUGGAUGACGACACUCCAUUACCCACCCGCGUCAAGUUUACCAACAUGACCUUUGAUGCCGAAGAACGAAAGCUAAAUGCUCGAGUGGAAUGGGAAGAGCAGUUUGGAACAUCGUGGAAUGAUAAUGUUCGUUGGAAGUUGGAAAUGUGGUUUGAUUCCGAAUACAUGGUAAUCUUGAAGGGUGGAAUCCAGUGCGAAUGGAGCCAGGAGCGACGAGCCCGUCCGCGCCCGCCUACUCGCCCCAAUCCCAAUCGCCCAACACCGGUUCCUAUCUAUGUCCCUCCGCCCGAAGAAGAAGAAAAGGAAGAAGAAGCAAAAGAAGAAGAGGCGAAGACAGAGACAGAAGAGCCACAACGCAACGAAGAAUGGAUCAUGAGUGGUUAUGGUCAUGAUCAAGUCUACAUUAAUGCUGCAGUGUUGGAGCGUUUCAGGCCUCCCGGACAAGCCGACUUGAGCAUGAAUUGGAAGGGAAUUAGUGAAACUCAGUUGGAACGUUUGAAACAAGAAGGUGCUACGGAGCGAUCCAUGAAAUUUGUGGAACACGUCUUCCAAUUGGCGGCAAGUGAUCCCAGUUCCAACCCGAUUGACUUCAUGCUUUAG